AAGGACGUUGGUCAAACUGGUCUCGAUCCUGGGAAUCCCUGGGUAAUUGGAGAGCAUGAUUCAGAUAGCCCCCGGCAGACCACCGCCUGGACUCUGUUGAAGGAAAGAUGGUUGAAUUCCAUCUUCAAUCCUGUGCCCAAGAUCCGAUCAGUGGAGGAUAUUUGGGACAAAGAAAAAGAAGAAGAGGAAGUGGAAGAGGAAGAAAGGGAGGAGGAGAAUGUAGACCAAGAACAAGAGAAAGAAGAAAACAGGAUCAAGACCCUUUUCGGAGUUCCCAAGAAAGACCCAGUGUGGAGCUUCAUGUCUUGGCCCAGGCCCUUCCCAGAGCAAGUCUGGUGGUGGGAAGACUUCUCCCUGCCCCCACUUCGAGGACCCUGCCUCUGCAGAUGCAAACUGGGCACAAAGAUGAGGCUCCGCCCCCUACCCUCCCUGACCUCCUGCUCCACCCCUAAACCCUUUCCCUUAGUGGCAUCCAGAGAAGAGCCUAGCUGGCUAAGAAACCAGCCUGUGAUGCAGCCUCCACCAACGUACAGACUGAAGACCCCUAAGACAGUGCCCAAACUUCCUCCCAAGGUCUCCCCUAAGAGACCUACUGCUCCCAAGGCCGGGCAACAGCAGACCGCAGUGUCAACGUGGCCUCCAAUAACUAUGAGCUCCAUUUCAAAGAGCUCUGCUCUUAAGGGACAGCAUAAACCCUCUACCACAGAGGCCUCUCAUAUCCCAGGUGCCUGGGGCAAUCCUUUACCUCACCUUUCUUCAAAAUAAAUAUUUU
This is a messenger RNA of Psammomys obesus (fat sand rat), 772 nucleotides long. RefSeq lists its product as uncharacterized. The annotation marks the transcript as partial. The record is from RefSeq and is a predicted model, not a curated record. The transcript has 3 exons. NCBI's taxonomy places the organism in Eukaryota, Metazoa, Chordata, Mammalia, Rodentia, Muridae.